CUAUCCCUCUCUGAACAGCUGGUCAGUGUGAUGUUGUCUUCCGAGGGUGUUGUAGUGGACACAGGUCAGCAUGCAGUGACCAUCCCUCUGUUCUGUGUGAGGAGUUGGAGCAUAAACACUGUCUCGAGUCUCAUUCAGUACAAAUACAAGAGCUCUGCUGAUCAAGAUGUUACCUUGUCUUUAGGAUCAAAUCAGUUUCGGUAUUUACAUGCCGGAACGAUGGAAGCUAUUCAGGACUUUCGUAUAAAACAUGCUGAUUCUUCAAGCUUCUUCUCGAGUAUGAUCUCUACCUCACCAGAUGGCGCUGUCACUGUCCAGGAGAAUGCUGUGUUUGACAACGAUAAGGCUAAAACUUAUAGUAUAGAUUUUAGUGGACUUCAGGCAUAACUGGGCUGGAACAAUGAUUUAAUGUCAUUUAAACAAGGUUGAAAUUUUAUUUUUAUAUUUCACAUUUGAAAUAACAUCUAAAGAAUUGUUUACUUAAGAUGCCUGCACAGAAUUAGAUUAAGUUUGCUAUCUCAGUCUGUGAUAACAGAUUCAUUUAUUUUGUGAUUAAAAGAGCAAAACAAUAUCUGUGGAAUAGUAUUCUAGCAAUUUCAUUAUGUGAAAGUGCCAUGGUAAGAAAAUAGUAUGAUGUGCCAUGUAAAAUUGAAUAUUUAAUAUUUAGCAGGUGACCCCGUGCAUCCAAAAUAAUUUGUAGGUAUCAGUCCAUAUUCAUAUUGACUGGUACUGUACUGAUGUUGUGAACGGUUAAAACACUCUCAAAACUCAUGUUGAUCUGAUAUGCGUAUAUAUAUACAAUGAUAAAGGGAUAAAGAAUCUGGUGCAUUCCAGGGUCAACUGCUGUAGAUGCACAGGCUUCAGUUACUUACCUUGGUGUGUUAAAGAAAAAAGUCUCUUAUAUGUGUGGUAAAACACAUUUUAAUAAUGUAAAUACAUGCUCAUGUCCGGUUUAUAUCUUGUGUAGUUCUCAACAGAUUAACUUCAAACUUAAUAGGAAGGUUCAUUACCCUGAUAGCUCGGAGAAGUUUGAUAACCAAAAUUAUCUGACUGUAAUUUACGGAGUUAUGAACCUUUAUUUAUUUGCUCAAACAGUGUCUGCUCAAUAUCUCCAGUAGUUUUCUUUAGAUUAACUUCAAACUUCAUAGGAAGGUACAUUACCACGAUAGCUAGGACAAAUUUGAUAACCAUUGUUGUCCAACUGUAAUUUAUGGAGAUAUGGCCCUUUAUGUACAACCAUACAGCCAACUGCUUAUUUAAUCCAACAAAUCACUAUGUUACAGCUUUGGUCAAACCACUAAUCGAUUUGGAUUAUAACCAAAAGCUUGACAUUGAGUAUUUACUCUCAGUGAUAUGAAAUCCAGAACGUAAGUGCCAGGUAAGGAACAAUCAUAUUGCUUGUAUUAUGAUUCUGCAAUUUAUUUAUAUAUGAACAACCACAUUCAAAUGUAGCUGGUAGGGUGAGUCUAUAUCUUAGUUAAACAAAUUCAUGUAUCGUCUGUCAUCCCAAUUGUAUUGUCAAAUUUCAUUUAUGUACUUGUACUUUUA
Messenger RNA from Mizuhopecten yessoensis (Yesso scallop), 1548 nucleotides. RefSeq lists its product as uncharacterized. Lineage: Eukaryota; Metazoa; Mollusca; Bivalvia; Pectinida; Pectinidae. The transcript has 2 exons. The record is from RefSeq and is a predicted model, not a curated record. The annotation marks the transcript as partial.